AACAAUUCCAGUUUUUGAAAUAAUUAAGUAUAAAUAACUAUUCCUUAUUAGUUGAAUGUGUCUAUGCCAUUUUCUCUUUCUCUUCCAUUUUAUUUGUAGAAAUUUAAUAUAUUUAAAAUUAAGAGAGCAUACGACCACGACGUAUGAACGAACGUUUCGUGGCCAACAUGGCGCAGAAAGGAGGUAAAGAAAAACCGGAUUUGGUGUCUUGGUAUGCCGAUCUCAAUCGGUGUGGACAAACACAAGAAUACGAGAAGGCAAUAAAAAUCGCAGGAAGAAUUCUUCAUCAUUUUCCUGGUGAACUGAAAGCCUUCCAGUGCCGUGUUGUAAGCUUCAUCUUGCAGGAUAAGUUUGAAGAAGCUCUCACAGCCAUUGGGAGAGACAAAGAAAAGGCAGAGUUUCUACAGUUCGAGAAGGCAUACUGUGAAUAUCGACUAAAUAGGACAGAACAGGCACUUUCUACUCUGAGAUCAGUUACUAAUCUAGAUGUCCGUACUAAGGAACUUUUGGCCCAAGUGCUUUACCGACUAGAACAAUAUCAAGAGUGCUAUACACUGUACAAGGAUCUUCUGAAAAACACUCAGGAUGAAUUUGAUGCUGAGCGCCAGACCAACAUGGCAGCCGUGGUGGCUGCAUUGCAAAUGUGGGAUGUGCAGAAUGUGGAGGAUGCAGGUCUGGACGAAGACUCAUAUGAAGUCUGCUAUAACAAUGCCUGCUACCAGAUCGGCUGUGGAAAUCUGGAUUUGGCAGAGCUGAAGCUAAAAAAAGCAGAGGAAUUCCUUCGAAAUGACUCAGACUUGACAGAAGAAGAACUGGAUGAGGAGUUGGCCAUUAUAAGAGUCCAAAUGGGGUACUUGCUGCAAAAGAAGGGACGCUGUGAAGAAGCAGCUCAACUCUAUAACCAAGUACAAAAAAACAGACCAUCAGAUGUAGGGAUAGGAGCUGUGCUGUCAAACAACCUGGUGACUAUCAACAAGGACCAGAAUGUGUUUGACUCCAAACGUAAAAUGAAGUCAGCCACAGGUGACAAUGUCAAAGGCAAGCUGACAUCAGUCCAGAAGCAGAUUGUUGCUGUCAAUCAAUGUCUUCUCCACAUGUAUUCCAAUCAGGGAGAACUGUGUCUGAAGCAAGCAGAAGAGUUACACCGUGAAGAUCCAGACCUGAUGUCUUGUGUUCUGAUUAGUGCUGCUCAGCAUGUUAGAGACAAGAACAUGGAUAAAGCUAUGGCCAUGCUUCAGGCAUACAGGAACAGUCACCCAGACAAGCAGUUCACCUUGCAGUUAAUGAUGGCCCAGAUUUACCUCAGUCAGGGCAGUGUCUAUGCAGCCUGUGAUGCACUCAAGGCUCUAGGGGAUCUUCAGCAUAAGCCAGGAGUUGUGUCAGCACUGGUAACACUCUACAUGGGACAAGAGGACAGAGCAGCUGCAUCAGAUGUUUUGGUCAAUGCUGUCAACUGGUACAAAAAAAAUCAGCCCAAAUCACCUGAUCUGGCCAUCCUGACACAAGCUAAUUCAGCCUUCCAGUUAAAGCAUGGCAAUGCAGACUUGGCAGCACAGAUGUUGGAAGAUCUUAGAAAGCAAAAUCCUAAGGAUCCAAUGGUGCUUGCCCAACUGAUUUCAGCAUAUUCUCAAUUUAAUCCUAACAAGGCCAAAGAAAUCAGCAGAGACCUGCCUCCAGUUUCAGAGAUAGUACGUGAGGUAGAUGUGGAUGCUCUGGAAUCUGCCUUCAGCACUCUGGGUCCAAAAUACAUGAAGAAAAUGCAGAAAGGAGAACCAUCUCCUGGACCGUCUGGAGAUAUGCUUCUGAAGAAAAAGAAGAAGAAAAAGAAGGGAAAGCUGCCAAAGAACUGUGAAGCUGGUGGUGACAUAGACCCAGAGAGGUGGUUACCACGAAGGGAGCGGUCCUACUACCGUGGAAAAAGGAAAGAUAAACGUAGAGAAAUUGGGAAGGGUACGCAAGGCUCAGGAACUGUUGCUUCAGAAUUGGAUGCCAGCAAAGUUUCACCAGGAGGCAGUGAUCCCUCUUCACCUCGACCUGGCUCAGCAGCAGUGUCUUCUCCAUCCUCUGGGGCCACAGCUUCACCCCAGGCUGCACCUGCAGCUGCUGGCCCUCGGCAACAAAAGCCAGCACAAGCCCAGAAGAAAAAGAAAAAGAAGGGAGGCGUCAAAUGGUAGGAGUGGUGUCCCUUAUAGCAGCUGUUGUGCUCCAACUGUGACAAGUGCACACAGUAUUUUUAAUCUGCCAGGCCCUAAAUGAAGCUAAUAAAAAAAUGUGAAAGUUAGCAAACAUUGCAUCAAUACUUUGUUUUGGCUUGUGUAACAAGUAAAAGAAUGUUUUUAAAAUUAGUACCAAAUAAAUGAUAUUUAUUAAACAUAAUUUUUGUAGUCUUUUCAACUACUUCUACUUCAACCUAUUGUAAACUACUACUAAACGUUUAACUGCUUAAAAUCAAAUCGUGAAAACAUGUACAUGAAUGAUGUAACACUUCAGAAUUUAAAAAGCUUUUUAUAUUGAUGCUACUUUGAUGCACAAGUGCAUCAGAGAUCAAUAUAAGCUGUCUUCAGGCCUGUUUGGUUUUGACUAGAUAGCUAACUAGACUUUUACGUUUAAUUAUGAUGGUGCUUGUCUCAAUUAAAUGCCUGCUAUUACA
This is a messenger RNA of Pomacea canaliculata, 2650 nucleotides long. RefSeq names its product signal recognition particle subunit SRP72-like. Gene Ontology annotation, biological process: SRP-dependent cotranslational protein targeting to membrane. Gene Ontology annotation, molecular function: protein binding; 7S RNA binding; ribosome binding. The transcript is spliced from 19 exons. The record is from RefSeq and is a predicted model, not a curated record. NCBI's taxonomy places the organism in Eukaryota, Metazoa, Mollusca, Gastropoda, Architaenioglossa, Ampullariidae. The coding region runs from base 144 to 2174 and encodes 676 amino acids. Gene Ontology annotation, cellular component: signal recognition particle, endoplasmic reticulum targeting.